Messenger RNA from Lentinula edodes (shiitake mushroom), 1500 nucleotides. RefSeq lists its product as uncharacterized. NCBI's taxonomy places the organism in Eukaryota, Fungi, Basidiomycota, Agaricomycetes, Agaricales, Omphalotaceae. The record is from RefSeq and is a predicted model, not a curated record. The transcript is spliced from 8 exons. Gene Ontology annotation, molecular function: zinc ion binding; DNA binding. Gene Ontology annotation, biological process: DNA-templated transcription. Bases 1 to 1500 code for a protein of 499 amino acids.
AUGAUCCUUGCUAUCGGUUGUUAUGUUGAUCUCAACAGACCAGCUGAGUCUCCCGACAGCGAAAAAUACCAUAUGCUUGCCCGCGCUGCUCUUUGCGAAAUUCCAGUCUUGGAAGACACAACUGUGGAGACAGUCACCGCACUGUAUUACGAACUGUGGUUCCUAUUGGUGUUCUCAGACAAGAAAAAGAGCACAGACCAAGCCUGGGCACUCAUGGGUCUGACUGCCAAGCUUGCUCAAAGUGUAUAUCGUAAUGGGGUCAAAUCUAAGGUCAUUCCCGAGGAGGUAGAGAACCGUCGCAGUCUGUUUUGGGAGCUAUUAUGUUUGGACUCCCGUCUUGCACUGUCUCUAGGUCGACCUCCAUCUUUAUCCGUCAAACAUAUGGAUUGUUCACGUCCGAUGUAUAUUCCUGACCCUCAUUGUGAUUUCUUGGAGUCCUCUCAUCAUUAUCAAAGCUGGAAACACUCUUUCUAUGUCGACUGUCUAUAUCCCAUUGUCGAUGCUCUUUCCCAACCUGGAAUUGAAUACAGUACCGUUCUCGAACUGGACAUGCAAGUUCGAAAAUUUCCCAUCCCCGAACACCUACAAAGACAGAAUUCGCAAUCACGUAUAAUGCUUUUGCAGCAGUCCGUUAAACCCCCGGUCAAUUUAGUACUCCUACAACUCCAUCGGACCUACUUUAUGAGAGCUCUCAGUGGUCCUGAAGAAGCUUUCAAUAAACGGCAUAGAUAUGCCCCAUCAGUUGUUGCAGUCUGGCUUGGUGCUGUGCGGAUGAUAGCUGCAGUUGAAACACUGUAUCGACGUGAACCCGAACUAGCUGCACGGAUACUUGGAUAUUGGUCGAACACAUUCUCGGCGGUGGUUGCAAUUGCGCUGCUUGUCAGUCGAGCACCGUUUACAUGCCUAUCCCCUGCUGGUCUUCAAGAAUUGCAACGCGCGCGACUACUCUACCAGGCUGUAACUCAUACGAGAUCUAGUGAGAUAGUGCCAAUGCUUGACAUUAUCAUAGCGAAAGCGAAUAACAUCUUUCAACGAUGGUAUCAUGGCCAAGAUGUUCCCACCUUGGUGCUACGGCACGAAGACGAACAUGAUACCUUUAUUGAUCAAUUGAUCAAGAUGGAUUCUAAUCCGUUCGUUCCUGCUCCCAGUCCGCCACCAACAGAUGAUUCAUUCCAACACGCACACCCUCUCCUCACACAAUGCAUUGCAGAAGCUCACGAGAGGGCCAAAAUUAUGUUUCCGAUGCGUAAACCUUGUCAGUGCUCUGUUGGGAACCCUACCACCUGUCCGCCUUCACAUUCGUGGACUCCGCCUCCGCAUAUAGACCUUUCGAGGCCCAUUCUGCCCUAUCUGUAUGCCGAGAUUGCUAAUCCUUUUGUGUUCGAUGCUGCUCCCGCCAUUCCCCCGAUCACUUCCCAUUACACCGGGUCUAACUCAGUUAAUUUCGAGCUCGGUGCGUUGCAUCCUAACACGGAACAGAGUUGGAUGGGUUGGUUCUGA